Molecule: messenger RNA, 1080 nt
Organism: Spodoptera exigua (beet armyworm)
Lineage: Eukaryota; Metazoa; Arthropoda; Insecta; Lepidoptera; Noctuidae
Source: the annotation of a GenBank genome assembly
AUGUCUACCCGAACGGACAGACACUUCAUAGUUACAACGUUACAAGUAGAUCACUGGAAUGAGACUUCUCAACAGACCCAAGCUCGCCAAGCCAUUGAUGCCGAGCGUCACGCGGCUCAAAGAGCUGCUGAGUCCUCUCAACAGUCCCAAGCUAGCCAAAUCAUUGAUGCCGAGCGUUACGCGGCUCAAAGAGCUGCUGAGUCCUCUCAACAGUCCCAAGCUAGCCAAAUCAUUGAUGCCGAGCGUCACGCGGCUCAAAGAGCUGCUGAGUCCUCUCAACAGUCCCAAGCUAGCCAAAUCAUUGAUGCCGAGCGUUACGCGGCUCAAAGAGCUGCUGAGUCCUCUCAACAGUCCCAAGCUAGCCAAAUCAUUGAUGCCGAGCGUCACGCGGCUCAAAGAGCUGCUGAGUCCUCUCAACAGUCCCAAGCUAGCCAAAUCAUUGAUGCCGAGCGUCACGCGGAUCAAAGAGCUGCUGAGUCCUCUCAACAGUCCCAAGCUAGCCAAAUCAUUGAUGCCGAGCGUCACGCGGAUCAAAGAGCUGCUGAGACUUGUCAACAGACCCAAGCUCGCCAAAUCUUAGAUGCUGAGUGUCAAGCUUCGUACAUAGCCGCAGAGACCUCCGAAGAAACACGUAGACGACGUUUAAUUAAUGCCGAGCGGCCAGCAGAAAGGAGACGUACGUUUACGAUGAAUACGUGGGAGGCAUUUGCCGAUGCUGCUUUUGAUUAUGAUCCGUUACUUAACUACUUUAAUCAUCGAUUAGUCCUCAUAGGUAGAAUGGGCAAUCAAUGCAGACACUGUGAGGCACUCAAGUGGAAGGAAGAGACCAUAGGUACAUUGUUACGCUUGGACCCACAACAACAGCCAAUACAGAAUGACUUGAGAUUCAGUGGCACAAAAAAUGCCCAGCACCAUGAAAAUACUGAAGAUCUCGAUGUCUGGAGCAGUUUUGGAAUACAGAAGACACUUACGUCCUAUUAUGAGAGAACGGUUAUGAUUAUUCCCAAUAACAGGCAGGACAAAAACACCUCAAUUUACAAACAGAUUGAGCGCAAAAUUGGUACUAGGUACUACUCAUAA